GGUGAACAGUUUGAACCUGCUCCGCGUCGAGGCGGAAAUAUUGAAAAUAAACUGUUCGGUUUCAGAAAGGACGGAGUUAAAUGACAGCAGUGUCCAUCAAAACAAGCAUCAGUGUUAUCGCAAAAGGUCCACAUUGAGGCGUGGGAACGGAAGCUUUUGCUGUUUAACGGACGGUCGGUGUUGUAAAGCCGGCUGUCGCGCUCAGAAUCGCUGCCUCCUGCUGAGCUAACUGCUAACUAGCCGCGGAGCUAACGCUUCGGCUAAGCUCCCACACAAAGAACCGCUCUCCCAGUGUUCGUCGUGUUUACCCGGAAUCACUGCGCUGAAUGAGGCCAGAGCCUGUCGUCCAGGGCGAUCAUGGUGCUGACAGGGAAGCGUUCGGAUAAAGGUCCAGCCUGCUGGAAGAGGAGGGUGAAGUCUGAGUACAUGAGGCUCCGGCAGCAGAAACGCUUCAGACGAGCCGACGAGGUCAAGAGCAUGUUCAACUCCAACCGUCAGAAGAUCGUGGAGCGGACGGACACUCUGAACCAGGAGUGGAAGACGCGGCGGAUCCAGCCGGUCCACAUCAUGACGUCGGUCAGCUCGCUGCGCGCCUCCAGAGAGUGCACCGUGGAGAGCGGCUUCUCCGAGUUCCCGCGGCAGGUCAUCCCCCUGAAGACGCUGAACGCCGUGGCCUCGGUUCCGGUCAUGUACUCCUGGUCGCCGCUGCAGCAGAACUUCAUGGUGGAGGACGAGACGGUGCUGCACAACAUCCCCUACAUGGGAGACGAGAUCCUGGACCAGGACGGCACCUUCAUAGAGGAGCUCAUCAAGAACUACGACGGCAAAGUCCAUGGAGACCGAGAAUGCGGUUUCAUCAACGACGAGAUCUUCGUGGAGUUGGUCAACUCCAUGGUUCAGUACAGCGACAACGAGGAUGACGAGGAGGAGGAAGAGCAGGACUUCAAGGUGGAGAAGAUGGAGACGUGUGACGGCAAGGAUCAGCUGGAGGACGGCAGCAAGGACAGACAUGUCGGCAACGAAAGUCGGAGCAACAGCGACGCCAACAAGAAGUUCCCGUCUGAUAAGAUCUUUGAAGCCAUCUCCUCCAUGUUCCCUGACAAAGGAUCCACCGAGGAGCUGAAGGAGAAGUACAAGGAGCUGACGGAGCAGCAGCUUCCCGGCGCUCUCCCUCCUGAAUGCACGCCGAACAUCGACGGCCCAAACGCUCGCUCCGUCCAGCGGGAGCAGAGCCUGCACUCCUUCCACACGCUGUUCUGCCGCCGCUGCUUCAAAUACGACUGCUUCCUCCACCCUUUCCACGCCACGCCAAACACCUACAAGCGUAAGAACCUGGAGAACCUGGUGAACACGAAGCCGUGCGGCGCCGAAUGCUACAUGUACCUGGUGCAGGACGGGAUGGCGAGGGAGUAUCCGGCCGGCGGCGAGCGCGCCAAGACGCCGUCUAAACGCAGCGUGGGCCGGCGCCGCGGGCGACUGCCCAACAGCAGCAGCCGGCCCGGCACGCCCACCGUUUCCUCGGAAACCAAAGACACGGACAGCGAGCGCGAGGGGAGCAAGGACGACGAGCGAGACAAUGACAAGGACGACGAGGACAAGAAGGACGAGACGACCAGCAGCUCAGAGGGGAACUCUCGCUGCCAGACGCCGGUGAAGAUGAAGCUGACCUGCGACCCGGAAGCUGUUGACUGGACUGGCGCCGAGGCGUCUCUGUUCCGGGUUCUGAUCGGGACGUACUACGACAACUUCUGCGCCAUCGCCCGCCUCAUCGGCACCAAGACCUGCAGACAGGUUUACGAGUUCCGGGUCAAAGAGUCGGCCAUCAUCGCCCGGGCGCCGGCCGAGGACGAGGACACGCCCCCCAGGAAGAAGAAGAGGAAGCACCGGCUGUGGGCCACGCACUGCAGGAAGAUCCAGCUGAAGAAAGACGGGUCGUCCAAUCACGUGUACAACUACCAGCCGUGUGACCAUCCGCGGCAACCCUGCGACUCGUCCUGCCCCUGCGUCACCGCGCAGAACUUCUGCGAGAAGUUCUGCCAGUGCAGCUCCGAGUGUCAGAACCGCUUCCCGGGUUGCCGGUGCAAAGCCCAGUGCAACACCAAGCAGUGCCCCUGUUACCUGGCGGUGCGGGAAUGCGACCCGGACCUGUGCCUGACCUGCGGUGCCGCCGACCACUGGGACAGCAAGAACGUGUCCUGCAAGAACUGCUCCAUCCAGCGCGGCGCCAAGAAGCACCUGCUGCUGGCGCCGUCCGACGUGGCCGGGUGGGGAAUCUUCAUCAAGGAGCCGGUCCAGAAGAACGAGUUCAUCUCCGAGUACUGUGGAGAGAUCAUCUCUCAGGACGAAGCCGACCGCCGAGGGAAGGUUUACGAUAAAUACAUGUGCAGCUUCCUCUUCAACCUCAACAACGACUUCGUUGUCGACGCCACGAGGAAAGGCAACAAGAUCCGCUUCGCCAAUCACUCUGUAAACCCAAACUGCUAUGCAAAAGUGAUGAUGGUCAACGGGGAUCACAGGAUCGGGAUCUUCGCCAAGAGAGCCAUCCAGACCGGAGAGGAGCUGUUCUUCGACUACAGGUACAGCCAGGCCGACGCCCUGAAGUACGUCGGCAUCGAGCGCGAGAUGGAGAUCGCCUGAACCGGACCUGCGGUUCUGACCCGGACGCCUUAGACCCAAACGAAACAAACUUCUCUUCAGGAAACUUUUUCUCUGCGUUUAUUUUAUUUCCCGUCAACAAGCGCUCCUCUCCGGUCCGGACGUUCGGACCCAACCGGAACCAAAAGUCGACUCUCGGGACCAAAACUCCUCCACCAGCAGCGCCAGGGUUCUGUUCACGACCCGGACGGACCCAACACUGCCAAACCAAACAAGUCCUGAUCCAGUUAGACUGUCGGAUCAGAACCACAGACUGAACACUGGCAAUGUGCUCAGGUCGUUUCACACCAGCAAACCUGGUUCUGGUUCUGGUGCUACCCGGUCUAAACCUCCAGAACCAGAACCUCCUCCGCUCUCCCCUACCUGGACCUUCUGAUGGUGCUUCAGUCCGGGUUCUGCAGAACCGCAGACUUCUUCCUGUCGGGUCAACCGGACCUGGUACUGAUCCAGAACCGCUGACCGGACCUCCUGGUGGUUCUGUGCAUGUUUGUGUUUUAUCAUGAUUCUGUUUGGAGAAGCUGGGAACGGUUUGUUGGUGACGGAUCAGAACCGGCCCGGUUCUGUCACCUGGUGCUCAAUUUUAGUUUUUUUAAAUCCAGGUUCUGAUUCUUCACGGGACGAGGAACCGGACCCCUAAGUUCUGUUUGGUUCUGGUCCGGUUUGGAUCAGAACCGGAUCAGAACCAAACCCUCAGCUGGUGAAACAGCAGAACCUUUAUUGUUGUUUCUGUUUUUGUGCAAAUGAAAUAGUCAAAAGUU
This is a messenger RNA of Xiphophorus couchianus (Monterrey platyfish), 3413 nucleotides long. It is a transcript of the gene ezh2, whose product is annotated as enhancer of zeste 2 polycomb repressive complex 2 subunit. Gene Ontology annotation, molecular function: chromatin binding; protein binding; histone H3K27 methyltransferase activity. The transcript is spliced from 19 exons. Gene Ontology annotation, cellular component: ESC/E(Z) complex; nucleus. Bases 358 to 2637 code for a protein of 759 amino acids. The record is from RefSeq and is a predicted model, not a curated record. Gene Ontology annotation, biological process: heterochromatin formation. NCBI's taxonomy places the organism in Eukaryota, Metazoa, Chordata, Actinopteri, Cyprinodontiformes, Poeciliidae.